GACAGCGCGUCGCUCGCGCGGCAGAAGUCCGCGCAGGACGGGGAGCUGAACCAGCAGUGCGUGCUGGUCCUCAGCAACAACCACACCGAGAUCAAGCGCGUGCGCACGUCGCAGUGGCGGGCAAAGCGGAGAGCGGGCGCCCGCGGCACCCGGAUGAGGAUGCAGGCGAGGAAGCGGAAGGCCCGGCGGGGCCGCAGGGCGAGGAGGCGGCGGAGGCCGAGGGCGAGGACGCCGACGAGGACGAGGGGGCUGCCAUCAGUGGCGCCUUCGCCUGCCACGAGUUCGACGCCCUGUUCGCCGUCACCGAGCACGGCCAG
Molecule: messenger RNA, 317 nt
Organism: Prorocentrum cordatum
Lineage: Eukaryota; Dinophyceae; Prorocentrales; Prorocentraceae
Source: the annotation of a GenBank genome assembly